CUCACAUCUGGUGGGACCGAAAAAGGGGUAGAGGAGACGGAGGAAGGAGGAACCUGUCCUCUUCUCAGUCCUCUCCGUGCACCCUUUUCAGCCAGGUGGAGGAAGGUCCUCCUCUUCUUCCCCACAAAGCCAAGCUCCUUUGAGGUGGGUUGGGAAGAGCCAUGGCUACCUGGAGCCCCACAGAAAGCCUGCAGAGUGAAGCCUCCUGCUCCAUCUGCCUGGGCUUCUUCCAAGACCCCGUCUCCAUCCACUGUGGACACAACUUCUGCCGGGGUUGCAUCUCCUGUUGUUGGGAAGGUCUGGAGGCCCCUUUCUCCUGCCCCCAAUGCCGGCAGACGGCCCCGCAGAAGAGUUUCCGUCCCAGCAGAGAGUUGGCCAAAAUUGCCGAAAUCGCCGGGCGCCUCAGCCUGGAGGUGGGAGGAGGAAGAGGAGGAGGAGGAUGGGAGAAGGUGUGUAGGCAACACCAGGAGGUUCUGAAGCUCUUCUGCAAGGAGGACCUGCAGCCCAUCUGCGUGGUCUGCGACAGGUCCCGGGUUCACCGCUUCCACCCCGUGGUCCCCGUGGAAGAAGCUGCCCAAGAAUAUAAGGAAGAAAUCCAGGCUCACCUGCAGGCUUUGAAGGAGGAGCGACAAAAAUUCCUGGAAAGCAGAAAAAACGGAGCGAGGAAGAGCUCCUCCCUGGAGAAAACCAAAAGCGAAGGGAAGAAGAUCGUGUGCGAGUUCCAGCAGUUGCACCAGUUUUUGAAGGACCAAGAGCGCCUCCUCCUGACCCAGCUGGCGGAUCUGGACAGGGCCAUCACCAGGCUCCAGGAGGAAGCGGUGGCCAAGGUCUCGGAGGAGAUGUCCCACCUCGAGACCUUCAUCUGGGAGAUGGAAGGGAAGUUCCAGCAACCGGCCGGCCAAUUCCUGCAGGACAUCCGAAGACUCUUGGCCAGUUGCGAGACCAUGAAGUUCAACCCUCCGGUGGAGAUCUCCCCCCACCUGGAGAGGAGGCUGGAGGAGUUGGUGCAGAAGAACCUCCUGGUGAGGGGCACGCUGAGGAGAUGCCAAGACAGCCUGAUGUUUCAACUGCAGGAGCCAACCGAGGUGACCUUGGACCCUUCCACGGCUCACCCCAACCUUCUCCUCUCCGAGGAUGGAAGACAAGCCAAGGGUCAACUGAGACAACAGGACCUUCCGGCCAACCCGGAGAGAUUCGACUUCGAACCUUGCGUCUUGGGGCGUGAAGGUUUCACCUCGGGGAGACAUUUCUGGGAGGUGGAGGUGGGACCUGGGGGCGUCUGGGCCUUGGGGGUGGCCCGAGCUUCCCUCAAGAGGAAAGGAGCCUUGAGCUUCACCCCCAAAGAAGGGGUCUGGGGGUUGGAGGCCUAUCACUCCCUCACCUCCCCCCGGGCCAACCUGCGCUUGAACCCCCUUCCCAGGAGGAUCCGGGUCUCCUUGGACUACGAAGGUGGGAGGGUGGCCUUCUUCAGCCCGGAUGACGACGUCCCCAUCUUGGUUUACUCCCGAGCUUCCUUCAACGGGGAGAGGGUCUUCCCCUGGUUCAAGAUGGGGAUGGGGGCUCGUUUGCAAGAAAUCACCCAAAGCCCACCCUCGGAGGACCAGUCCAUGGUUGGGCAACUCAUGUCUCCUCUGGAUUGGGUGGGGUUCAGGUUUCCCCUUCGGAUCUGCUCUGGGGAGGUCCGUCCAUGAAAGGGACAUCUCCUGGGUGCUCCAAAAGAUGGUGCCCAAGGAACUCGUGGCUCUUCCCAUCUCCGUUUGGGGAGACAACACCCGCGUGGUGAGGACGUGGAGAUGGGCCACCAGCAGAUACCCACCAAGGGGAAGAACCAGCCAGGACGAGGUGAUGGAGUCAACCCAGCAGAAGGAAGGGGACGUCGAAGGGUUGAGCGAGCGCUCAGGACUUUCAGAAGUUUCUUUCCCAAAAUUUAGUUUCGCCUUUAAGGGGCCAAAUCCUCCCUUUUCUCUCUCUUUUUUCCAAGGGUUUUCCUUCUGACGCCCGUUGCGAGGCAGAUCUGGAGCUUGUCCUACCAAGGAAGAGGUGGCUUGGUUUGGGGGACCUUCUCUCUUGUCUCUGUCUCCAUUUCUCCUCUUUCUUUGAAUCAAAAGAACAUUUUUGGGGUCACUCUCUCCGUUUUCUGCCUCGUUUUAUCCUGGAUUUCUUCGUUUUUUGGGCUCUGGGAAAGCUGGCCAAGAUGAUGGGGGAACACCUGGCUUCCCUUUCCACCUUCUCCUGGUGGACCUCCUAGGAGGUGUCCCCUAUUGGAGGGAGGGAGGGAAGGGAACCAAACUCCCCCAAAAUAGAGUUUUUCCACCCCAUUAUACACGUCCAACUUCCUGGGUAACUCCCCUUGGCUCUUCAGGAGGGACAAGGACAACCCAUCCCACCAGGGCCUCCUUGGGGAGAUGUUUCCUCAACCCCAAAAAGCAGCUGGAGUUGGGGGGCGAGGGGUGUGUAAAGACACAAAUUUGGGCAUUUUCACCUCCGUUCACUCAAAAACUUGAUGGUUUUGGGGUUUUUUUUCUCUUGAGGGAAGCCCAAAAAGAGGAAGAGGCACCACCCAAGCGAAGGUGGGUGAUGGGUUGGAGAACGUAGACGAGGAACCGGAAGGAAGAGUGGGAGGGGGGAGAGCUCAGAAUAACCCCACCCCCCCACCUCGGAUGAUAUUUUGGGGCCGUUUGUGGCGUUACGACGUCUCCCCUUCAUCCCUGCUCCUCAUCCUCGUCGCUUGGCCCCAUCCCUUGGGGAAAAAGUGGGGAAAAGACCAAAAAAAAUCACUGGGAGGGGGGUUAAAACCAGCUUUUUUUUUAAAUUUUUUGCCUACAAGACCCUUCCCCUUCUUGGGGGGCUUCCACCUUGUGACCCUUCCCUCUGCCCCCCAACUUCUGACAGCCCUCGGGGGACAACCACGUGUGUGUGUCCCCCCCCAGUGUCCCCCAAGACCACAAAAAAAUGGGGAAGGUUGGGUUUUUGUGCUUCCUUUUUCCCCAGGAAACCGGGGGAUCGAUGGGUAGAAAGAGGAGGGGAAAAAAUGAGGCAAAAAGAGAAGACCCCAAGGCACUGAAAUUGGGUGGAAAAGGGGAAAAACUCGGUGUGAGGGUGAUGGAAAAGUGAAGCAAAAAGAGAGGACCCCAGGGCACUGAAAUUGGGUGGAAAAGGGGAAAAAUUCAGUGUGAGGGUGACAGAAAAGUGAAUUUUCCCCGGGUUGGACCUCAUUAAGUAAAGAUGUCCCCGUCCGAGCCCGUCACCAAAAUUUCCCUUAUUUUCCUUCUUUUUUUUUAAUACGGAAAUCUUUGCCGGAUGGAAAUUUCCCACCUGGAAAAACUUCAUUUUUGUUGCUUUUCUUCUUCUAAAAAUCGAUAGUUUGAACCUCCGCGACGUAGAACGUUAAUAAUAAUAAUAAUAAUAAUAAUAAUAAUAAAUAAAUAAAAACCCACUUGUUUUUUC
Messenger RNA from Calidris pugnax (ruff), 3447 nucleotides. Its product is annotated as zinc finger protein RFP-like. The record is from RefSeq and is a predicted model, not a curated record. The transcript is spliced from 7 exons. Bases 162 to 1691 code for a protein of 509 amino acids. Gene Ontology annotation, molecular function: protein binding; zinc ion binding. Lineage: Eukaryota; Metazoa; Chordata; Aves; Charadriiformes; Scolopacidae.